Messenger RNA from Closterium sp. NIES-67, 556 nucleotides. The record is from the annotation of a GenBank genome assembly. NCBI's taxonomy places the organism in Eukaryota, Viridiplantae, Streptophyta, Zygnematophyceae, Desmidiales, Closteriaceae.
AACGAGGACGGCAUUCGGGCUGACAGAGCCGCGCAGGACGCAACAACUCGCGCGGCAUGCCCCUCUGCGGCCCCCGUUGCAACCCGUCACUCCGAGCUGAACAGUGGAACGGCUCUUGUGCCGAGAGCACGAAAGGCUAGCAGUCUUUUCAGCGCCCCUCCAUCAGUCAUAGCGUCGAUCAGACUUCGCGCCUCGCGUGGUGCUGCCCCUCGCGUCGCGUGGAGCGGCGCGAUGGAGAGCGAUGCGUGCCUCGAGAAGUUCGUCAUCUACGAGACGCAAGCGCGCUUCUACAUCGUGGGCCGGGGCAAGAACAAGGACCAGAAGCGCAUUCUCAAGAUCGACCGAUCUGAGCCGUCGGAGCUGGUGCUGGUGGAGGAUCCGACGGUGUACAGCGACCGCCAGUGCUCCGCUCUGCUGCAGCAGCUGGCCGAGGGCAACCGCAGCUCGGGGGGCCUCCGCCUCGUGACCAAGGCCUAUGGCAUCGCGUGGUGUCUGUCUGUCGUGGGGGUUGUGAGGUAAAGGGGAGGAGGGAGGGGGGACGGGGUGGGGGACUGGU